UACACCAAUGCGCCCGCUCCCGGCGCCCGUGGCGUCCCGCCUGGCCGCCGUGCUUGCGGACCCGGCCGGCGUCCCGCUGCCCGUCUUCAACUCCCUCCUCUCCGCGCUCGCUGCCACCGCGGAGCCCUCACACGCGCACCUCCCGCUCCACCUCUUCCGCCACCUCCUCCUCCCGCGCCGCCGCCCCGACGCAUUCACCCUCUCCGCCCUCACCUCCUCCCUCCCCUCCGGCGCCACCGCCGCCGCGGCGGAAGCCCUCCACGCCUUCGCCCUCCGCCUCGGCCUCCUCCACGCCGACCCCGUCCUGGCCAACUCCCUCAUCCGGCUCUACCUCCGCCCGCCCGCCCCCCGCCCGGGCCUCGCGCGCCGCCUGUUCGACGAAAUGCCCGCGCGCACCGCGUCCUCCUACAACACCCUCAUCUCGCACUCGCACACGCCCGACGCCGCGGAUGAGGGCGCGUGGGGCCUCGUCCGGCGGAUGGUCGCGGAUGGGUGCGCACCCGACCGGUUCACGGUCUCUGCCAUGCUGCCCGCGUGCCCGUCCGCCCGCCGGGGCAGGGAGCUGCAUUGCUACGCCGUGAGGGCUGGGAUGUGUGGGGCGGGUGAUUUCCAUGUCAGCAGUGGCCUCGUGUCCAUGUACUGCAGUGUCGGCCGCACGGACCUUGCGCACACAGUUCUCAACGGGAUGGAGCGGAGGAACGUUGUUUCCUGGACCGCCAUGGUGGGAGGGUACACGGAGAACGAUAUGUUUGAGGGUGCUGUGGAAGCAUUCAGGGCAAUGUGGCUGAUUGAUGGCAUCCUACCAAAUACGAUUGCAUUGAUUAGUGUGCUCUCGGCCAUUGAGGCGCUCUCAGCCUUAGCAGAGGGGAAGCAGGUGCAUGGUUUCGCAGUGAGGAUGGCGAUGUAUGGGGAUGUGUCACUGAACAAUGCUUUGAUUGAUACCUACGCGAAGUGUGGGGCCUUGCAUUAUGCAAGGCGGGUCUUUGAAGAUACAAGCUGGUGCAAAGAUGUGAUCUCAUGGGGUGCAAUGAUUUUGGGUUAUGGCAUUCAUGGUAUGGGUGUGGAAGCAGUUGAUUUAUUCAAUCAGAUGCUUGCCUCUGGGGUUAAACCUGAUAGUAUAGUUGGCCUGGGUGUUCUUUCAGCGUGUUGCCGUGCGGGCUUGGUGUUGAAGGGCCUUAACAUAUACAACUCCAUAGUAAAGGAUCAUGGGGUUCAGCCCACUGAGGAGAUGUGUGCAUGCAUUGUUGAUUUACUUGGUCGAUCUGGGCACCUUGACCAUGCCUUGGACUUUAUAAAGUCAAUGAGUGUAGAACCAGGCCCUAGUGUUUGGGGAGCACUUUUGGAUGCUUCUGUAACACACAGCAACAAAGAGAUUCAAGAUUUGGCCUCCAAGUCUCUUCUUAGACUGGGAGAAGGAAAACCAUCAAAUCUGGUUGCAGUUUCUAACGUAAAUGCCUCUUCAAGAAGGUGGAAUCUUGUUGAGCGAGUAAGGAGUACAAUUAAUCAGGGGUCAUUGAAGAAGAAAACUGGUCGUAGUUGGGUAAAUCAAACUUAAGUUAACAAUGCUUUUUUGAGUGACUUAUGGAUGGCCUUUCAAUGAGUGACUUAUGGAUGGCCUUUCAACACUUCUGAUCUAAAGUGUACAUUUUAGAUGGCUGCUCCCUGGAAGGCGAUUGCAUCAGAUCACGCACAUUACUGGUCCAGGGUGUAUUGAAGCUACAAUAUCAGAUCUGCAAUACUCCGUACUUGUAUAUUUAUAGAUGACACAUCUACUGUUGGAGCCUUUAAACAACAAAUAUGCCUUCUAUAGUGUCAAAGUUGUCCGCAAUAUCCACUCUUUCCAUGUUCUCCAGGUUGGACUAACAUAAAGCAGGAUAAUUGUUGUUAAACCAGAUUGAAUGAAAUCAUAAUGGAACUGCAAGAGAGCAAAAAAUCAGAUGCUUAUAUAUCAUGUUCUUACUAUCAGCAUCUGCAUAAGUGGCAAUACAAGCAUGUGAAACAUUUCCUCAAAGUGAAGGGAUAUUUGAUGAACAGGCACAUCAUGGAAGUGGAAAUAAGAAGUCAGAUCGUCGUGUUGUCUCGAGAGCGAAUCUAUGGUCAUAUCUCAGUUGGUAUCUCAUGUGCCUCCUAUGCAAUGCUCGUGUCUGGCGUAAAGGGAGUUGAUCUUUGCUCUGGUUCUGUCCAUGAACAGCCUCGCCAUGUGGAUCCAUCAGCCAUUUCCUUAUUCGAUGAGCAGGCUUGUUCACUUUCAGAGGUGACAGCAGGUUUGGUCCUGCGACCCUUUCCAGAAUAUCAUGACUCACUGGAUUGAGAUCUCACCAUGACGCGAAGGACUCCCCC
Messenger RNA from Setaria italica (foxtail millet), 2340 nucleotides. Its product is annotated as pentatricopeptide repeat-containing protein At3g46790, chloroplastic. Gene Ontology annotation, molecular function: RNA binding; protein binding. Lineage: Eukaryota; Viridiplantae; Streptophyta; Magnoliopsida; Poales; Poaceae. The record is from RefSeq and is a predicted model, not a curated record. The transcript is spliced from 3 exons. Gene Ontology annotation, biological process: RNA modification. The coding region runs from base 8 to 1555 and encodes 515 amino acids.